This is a messenger RNA of Aspergillus calidoustus, 1746 nucleotides long. Lineage: Eukaryota; Fungi; Ascomycota; Eurotiomycetes; Eurotiales; Aspergillaceae. The record is from the annotation of a GenBank genome assembly.
AUGGCAAUAUCCCAUGCUCCCGCUGUGCCCGUAAGCCUGGGCCAUACCUGCGAGCCACAAGCCCCUGGAAGACAAGGCUUGGAUACAGGAGCGCUAGUAUCACGCCGACCUCGGGCGUCGAGAUCGCGUGGGGGAUGUGUAUCCUGCAAGACGCGCAAGAAGAAAUGCGACGAACUGCGUCCGCAAUGUAGCGACUGCCGUCGCCUGGAUCUACCCUGUCGCUGGAAAUCGCCAUCCCCGCGCCCAGCCUCCCCACGUCUGCGGGGGUCUCGGUCUCCACCAUAUCUCGACGUCGACGCCGCCUUCUCGCCUUCAGCUGUGUCGUUUGAUGGAUCUGCGAGUGCAUUCUUUGAUGAGCACGGCUUAUCCAUCACGACUCCCACUUCUUGGACGGAGAAUAUCAUUCUAAGUCGUUUUGAUCUAGCUCUGCGAGUAUCAGCUAAUUCCCAUCUCCAUACGGACGAGGAUCGCUCUUUGUUCAACCACUACCUACAUAUUGUCUCGCGCGCCCUAUGUCGCUCCGAGCAAACAGACGAAAACCAGUUUCUGACAACGCUGCUUCCCAUGGCGGCGGCAUCGGAUAUGCUAACGAGCGUCAUCCUGGUGCUAAGUGGGAGCCACUGGAGACGGGUUCAUCCGCCCAUCUGGAAUCGUGCGCUGAAGCAUCAAGGAAGGGCAUUGGCGCAAGUGAACCAGAGACUCGCUCGCGCAGACAUAGCACAGGACCUCGAAACCUGCGCCACGGUACUUCUACUCUGUCUUACGGAGCUAUUCGACGGGACGUCCAAGGCGUGGAAGUGGCACCUGAAAGCAGCGAGCGCUCUGCUUCAAUCGCCAGGAAUGCAGACGCUUGAUAUGACGCCGGAAGGAGCAUUUUGCCUGCAACUGUUUCACUAUCUCGAUUCCAUGUCGACCAUCUCACGAUGCAGGCCUCCUCUCCUUCACAAGGACUGCAGUCUUUCAGACAUGACCAGCUCUGCCUUUGCCACGGCUUUAGCGGCCUCUACCAGCACCUCGGCGCUGGAAAGCUCUAUCUCGGGCGUAACCCCCGCCCUACUGGACUUGAUUGGCUUGGUCAACCUCCUCGCCUCGCACCGAGGGGCGCGUGUCGACGAGCUCUCCGACCUCGGCUUCCGCACCGCCGCUGCUCGCGUUAAAGCGCUGCUCGAUACAUGGCGAGGGGAGUAUGAGAAAACCGAGGUGUCUACCUCGUUUAUCAAGCGCGACACAUACCACGCAUCAACAGCCUUUGAAUGCGCGAUCCGCCUGCGCCUCCACCAGAUUGUCGAGGGCUACGAUCCCGACCACGCAGACGUGACUAGCGCGGUCGAGCAGAUCAAGAAGGCUGCACUAGCUAUACCGUACGGUUCUCCCGUUGAAGGCAGUCUACUCUUCCCACUCGUGAUUGCCGGCGCGAGUAGUCGCGACGUCGAGUGGCGCAUGGUGGCCAAGGAGAGACUGAUGGUGAUGGAGAACACGCUGGGGUUCGGACAUGUGCGGCGCGCGCGACAGUUGCUCGAGACCGUGUGGGGGCAGGAGAGGGAGUGGAAUUGGGCGGCUGUGCGGUAUACGCAGUUUCCGGGGAUUGUUUUUGUCUAGACCAUUUUGAUUUCUUCUUUGAAUGGACACAGCUAUACUCGACUACAUAUUUACACUCUUACUCUUACACCUGAUGGACAGAAGAGAAAGACGUGAAAACAGUAGUAGCUAUCCGGAUAUUCUACACCCCGCCCGCUAACAACUCGC